AUGUUCUCCCGUCCAAGCCUCGACCGGGGCUAUGCCCUCGCCCUCGGCCUGGUGGCCACGAGCUCCCUCGUCGCCGCCGGACCUUGCGACAUCUACGCCUCCGCUGGCAACGCCUGCGUUGCAGCCCACAGCACUACCCGCGCCCUCUACAGCGCCUUCACCGGCUCCCUCUACCAGGUGAAGCGCGGCUCCGACAACACCACGACCAACGUCGCGCCCCUGUCGGCCGGCGGCGUCGCCAACGCCGCAACCCAGGACAACUUCUGCGCCGGAACAACCUGCCUCAUCACCGUCAUCUACGACCAGUCCGGCAAGGGCAACCACCUCACCCAAGCCCCCAAGGGUGCCUUCAGCGGCCCCGACCUGAACGGCAUCGACAACCUCGCCAGUGCCAUCGGUGCCCCCGUCACCCUCAACGGCCAAAAGGCCUACGGUGUCUUCAUCUCCCCCGGCACAGGCUACCGCAACAACGCCGCCGUCGGCACCGCCACCGGCGACACCGCCGAGGGCCUCUACGCCGUCCUCGACGGCACCCACUACAACGGCAACUGCUGCUUCGACUACGGCAACGCCGAGACCAACAGCCACGACACGGGCAACGGCCACAUGGAGGCCAUCUACUUUGGCGACAACACCGUCUGGGGCACCGGCGCCGGCAACGGACCCUGGCUCAUGGCCGAUCUCGAAAACGGCCUCUUCUCCGGCUUCAGCCCCAGCAACAACCCCAGCGAUCUCUCCGUGACGGACCGCUUCUUCACCGCCGCCGUCAAGGGCGGGCCCAACGAGUGGUCCCUCCGCGGCGCCAACGCCGCCUCCGGAGGCCUGACGACCUACUACAGCGGCGUCCGCCCCAACAAGACGGGCUACAACCCCAUGAGCAAGGAGGGCGCCAUCAUCCUCGGCAUCGGCGGCGACAACAGCAACGGCGCCCAGGGCACCUUUUACGAGGGCGUCAUGACCCAGGGCUACCCCUCCGACGCGACCGAGAACUCGGUCCAGGCCAACGUCGUCGCCGCCAAGUACGCCACCACCUCCCUCAACAGCGGCAGCGCCCUCACCGUCGGCAACGACAUCUCCCUGCGCGCCACCACCGCCGGCUACACCACCCGCUACCUGGCCCACUCGGGCGCCACCGUAAACACCCAGGUCGUCAACUCGACCAGCAGCACGGCCCUCAAGCAGCAGGCCAGCUGGACCGUCCGCACCGGCCUCGGCUUCAGCGGCUGCUACUCCUUCGAGUCCGUUGACACCCCCGGCAGCUACAUUCGCCACUACAACUUCGAGCUGCAAGUCAGCGCCAACGACGGAUCCAAGCAGUUCGCCGAGGACGCCACCUUUUGCACGCAGUCCGGCAUCAGCGGUACCGGCACCACCUUCCGGGCCUGGAGCUUCCCUACCUGCUUCUUCCGCCACUACGCCAACGUCGGCUACGCUGCGAGGAACGGCGGCGUCCACUUCUUUGACUCGCCCGUUUCGUUCAACGCCGAUGUCAGCUGGGCUGUUUCCACUGGCUUCGCCUAA
Messenger RNA from Colletotrichum orchidophilum, 1521 nucleotides. RefSeq names its product alpha-L-arabinofuranosidase B. The record is from RefSeq and is a predicted model, not a curated record. The transcript has a single exon. Bases 1 to 1521 code for a protein of 506 amino acids. NCBI's taxonomy places the organism in Eukaryota, Fungi, Ascomycota, Sordariomycetes, Glomerellales, Glomerellaceae. Gene Ontology annotation, biological process: pectin catabolic process; arabinan metabolic process; L-arabinose metabolic process. Gene Ontology annotation, molecular function: alpha-L-arabinofuranosidase activity.